Molecule: messenger RNA, 1932 nt
Organism: Suillus clintonianus
Lineage: Eukaryota; Fungi; Basidiomycota; Agaricomycetes; Boletales; Suillaceae
Exons: 2
Coding region: 62-1606 (514 amino acids)
Source: RefSeq, a predicted model, not a curated record
AGACGCUUCUUCAUACUCCGCUUCUGCCAGCUGCACCAUUUACCCCCGAUUGUCUACUGCAAUGUCUGACUCCGACUAUGGGCAACCUCGAGACAUUCGUAUUGACACAAGCUUCUCGCGUUCCGCCAGUACUACUCGGGAUUUCCUUGGAGAGCCAAUGCCCAGGGAUCGAUACUCUAGGGCAAGCCAUGCUUCGCGUGUCCGAGAUGUUACUUGGAUUUCAGCCUCUCAGCCAUCCCAGUACCCUGCAACUCAAACCCCUCAGACGCCUAACUGGCAACAUUCCACUCCUGUCAUGCGUCCAGCACUUCAUACAGCACAACCCACUUUGUCAGACUCGGACUACGAGUACAUGACUGUUGGCAUCGACGACACAGGUGCCGAUGAGGAGAAUGAAUAUGGGUUUCCCGAGGCACAUGAGAGGAAGCCCCAGGGAAAAAAGAAGUUUUACGGCGGGUUCAUGAAUGGGUUGAAAAGUAUACCGAGAGUCAUGUCGAGAGGACGUUUGAAUUCAAAGGACCAUAUCAAGCCAGUGAAGCAGGGGACUGCACUCCCUCCGUACCAACCGAAUCUUCAAGCUCCAGGAAUCUCGCUCACACACCGACAAGUGCUAGCAAAUAAUGUGCCCCAGGUAGAGAGAGUUGACACGCCUCCGUCCGACGUGCUAUCUCCCACAAGACCCAAUAUUCUGCUUGAUACUGAUACACGUACAUCCAUUGCGGAUACAAGGCGUGACCGGACAUUGUCAGCUGUCAACGAGUUGUACGAACCUAGUCGCUCGCACAGUCAUGAUGACAUUUUCCCCGCCCACUUCCACCGCGAUAAUUCCCAUCCAUUCCACCACUCCACUGAUGCAAUUUCCGCUCUUCACCCAUUUAACCGCUCCACUGAAGCGAUUUCCAUCCCCCGCACCAUUCAUCUUUCGACUCAAGCGACUCCUGUCCUUGUAGAACCUCGGCCUGCAGAGGAUUUUGCAAAGAUGGAGUCUCCCAUCCGCCCCCCACCAGAGGAAUCCAUUGCCUCCCAAGUGGCGCGUGUUCGGCGAUUCAUGCGGGACCUUAGCGGCCUUCCUUGGAUUUCUCCGGCUCGUAUCUCAAAUGAGUAUGUUCCCGGACAGGGUGACAGGAGGAGGCACAGCCGUCAACGGUACUCCAAAACAUCAAAGAGUUGGUACACCCAGCGAAACAAGCGACCCUUGGACUUGCUUUCAGGUCCAUCAACUCCUCUAUCUACAGGCCGUAUUCCACAGCAUGUCCAGAACUCACCUGCUCCAGCUCCAAGACCGUAUGUCAUUAGCCCCAGCAGUGCAAAUCUCAUGUUCUCUAGACAAGUAUCUGGUGGGCGGUCCCGAUCGCCCUCUUCAGAUGGUGCUCCAUCGUCAGAAAGUACCAACAACCAACAAUACUCUGGGCCGUUAUACCCAGCGUAUGUGGCUCAGCCGUUAUUUGUCUAUCCUUCCGGGCUUCCGUCUCCCGGAAGUGGUCUAGAGACGCAGCCACGACCAGUGUUUUUCACUACACCCGUUGCACCACCAUUUGCAUCGCCUGAAAGGUCACGGUCGCCUGUGCGGCACAAUGGAACCCCGAGGACACCUGUGUUGGGAUGAAUCCUGGUUUUCAUAUUCCGACUUCUUGCGUUAAGGUCGCCCGCAUUACAUAUGAGUCUCUGGGCGAGGCUUUGGAAAAUUCCCGAUACGAUCUCUCCAAUUUCUCAUUGUGGAUCAGAUUUGUACCCAUUCGUUCACCUAUUCAAGCUCGAGUCUUGUGAUAUUGUUGUUGUUGAAUAUAACCAUUCAUAUACGCAUCAGGAAGUUCAGCAGCAAUCAACUCAUCCACGGCAGCCCAGCUACUACCUUCGUUAGUCUGGCCUCUAGAGAGUUGACGUAUCAUCCCUGUAUAUUAUUAUUACGUGAAUAGAUGUAUCUCCUAGUAA